AAAACGGUUAACUUUAGCAGUGGAUUCGAUCAGUCGGCGAUUCGACGGCGAGUAAGAUGAUUAAGGUACUGACGGUGUUGUUGAUCGUCCAGUUGGGCGGCGAGAUCCUUUGCUACCCGGGAGGCCAUCAUGGAGGCGACGGUGGCGGUGGACACGGACACGGACACGCUCAUUCCUACCAACACUUCCACGGACCAGUGGUUGGGCACGGGCAAGAGGUCUCGUGGAAAGAUAAACAUGGACACCAUCACACCGACUACGUAGCUCAUCCGAAGUACGAGUUCGACUACGGAGUGUCCGACCAUCACACACAUGACAAGAAGCAUCAUAAAGAGCACAGAGACGGGAAAAAAGUCACCGGCGAGUACAGCGUCCACGAGCCGGGCGGCAACGUGAGGACUGUCCACUAUCACGCUGACCAUCACGGAGGCUUCCACGCCGUCGUCCAUAACAGCGGUGGCAAUGAUCACUCCGGGGGUGGACACCACGGUGGUCAUGAGCACGGACACUGAGGAGGAGUCGGAGGUGGCGAACUCGGACACGGAUACUAAUAUAAGUCACCCUGCGGACCACGUACGUGGAGAAAUGGCUAUCUGACGGAGAAGAUGAGUUCCGUGUCACCGCCGUGUCUUUGCCGAGGAUUUUCUUACCAAAGUGGGUAUGUGACUGGGGAAUAGCUACGGGACGUCACGGUGAGGCCCGCGGGCCUUUGGCAACCUCCUGGAUCUCGGACGUACAUCAUGCUGCUUGCAGACGCUGUACUUAGCUCAUUUAUCGCACCUAAUCUUUUCUUUCUUUCUCUCUCCCUCUCUCUCCAUGAAUUCCGGUUCGACUGGAUCAGACUCUAUUGAUCUACCGUGUCUAUUGGUUUAAUCCACCUCACUGAUAAUAUACCGCUGUCUAGAUGUGUAAUCAACCGUUAGUUUUAUUCCGUUUGUCUCAUUUAUGUUUUCCUCUCUAUGGACAAUAAUAAAUCUAGUAUCAUUACGACGAA
This is a messenger RNA of Neodiprion virginianus, 994 nucleotides long. Its product is annotated as histidine-rich glycoprotein-like. The coding region runs from base 57 to 512 and encodes 151 amino acids. NCBI's taxonomy places the organism in Eukaryota, Metazoa, Arthropoda, Insecta, Hymenoptera, Diprionidae. The transcript is spliced from 4 exons. The record is from RefSeq and is a predicted model, not a curated record. Gene Ontology annotation, cellular component: extracellular matrix.